GCCACCACGCAUUCCCUCACGGUGGUGUUUCACGACCAGGCCGACCAGAAAAUAAUCUGUUGGUUAUUUUUCAACAAUUCUGAAGAAAAAAUAAAGCUCUUCGACAGACGCGUGUUCUCGUGGUCGAAGCAAGAUUAUUUUGGGUCGAAGAAUCAGAGUCAGUGCGCGGUUUUUUGAAUUUUUCUGAAGUGCUUUUUCGAAAAAAAUCUCGCAUUUUGUCGAAAUGGCUGCCGUAGCUGCUGCUCAGAAGAACAGGGAGAUGUUCGCUAUCAAGAAAAGUUACAGUAUUGAGAAUGGAUAUCCAGCCAGGCGUAGAUCACUCGUUGAUGAUGCCAGGUUCGAAACGUUGGUCGUGAAACAAACCAAGCAAACCGUUUUGGAUGAGGCUAGACUCAGAGCUAAUGACUCUAGUGUAGAUCCAGACAUUGAAAACGAACAAUGCAACCAAAGAGCAGAAGACAACAAAGACGAUUCCGGACUUACCGAAGAAGAAGUCGUCCUCAACAACGCUAUCACCGAGGACCCAGACUCGGAAAAGAUCAUCCAAAGAGCCGCCCUCAUCUUGCGCCUGCGCGAGGGCAUGAACUCCCUCUCCAGAGUGCUGAAACUCAUCGAAAAGUACAAUGGAACCGUGGUUCAUCUUGAAACCCGCCCCAACGCCAACGAAACCGCUCAACUUGACGCCCUGAUCAAGAUCGACAUGUCCAGACUCAACAUGCUUCAACUGUUGAAGAACUUGAGGCAAUCGCAGACUCUCGAGCACACCACUUUGAUCGGUGAGGAUAACAUCUCGGCUAAGAACCCUUGGUUCCCCAGGCAUGCUAGCGAGUUGGACGAUUGUAAUCAUUUGAUGACUAAGUACGAGCCUGAUCUGGAUAUGAACCAUCCUGGGUUCGCUGAUAAGGAAUACAGGGCUAGGCGUAAAGAAAUUGCUGAGAUUGCUUUUGCUUAUAAAUAUGGAGACUCAGUACCAUACAUCAAGUACACCGAAACCGAGAACAAGACCUGGAAAUCGGUGUUCACCACCGUCCAGGAACUGACCCAGAAGCACGCAUGCGCCGAGUACCGCCGCGUCUUCAAACUGCUCCAGGAAGAAGGCCUCUUUAACGAAGAAAAGAUUCCCCAAUUGGAGGAAAUGUCGAAAUUCAUGCAGAAACACACCGGUUUCACCCUGAGACCCGCCGCUGGCCUUUUGACAGCCAGGGAUUUCCUGGCCUCGCUGGCAUUCAGGAUCUUCCAGAGCACUCAGUAUAUACGUCACGUGAAUUCUCCGUUUCACACACCUGAACCUGACGCAAUUCACGAAAUCCUUGGUCACAUGCCUUUAUUAGCUGACCCCAGCUUUGCUCAAUUCUCACAAGAAAUUGGUCUGGCCUCUUUGGGAGCAUCUGACGAAGAAAUCGAAAAACUCAGCACUGUAUACUGGUUCACUGUUGAAUUCGGUCUCUGCAAAGAAGGUGGCGAAACCAAAGUCUACGGAGCCGGUCUUUUAUCAGCCUACGGCGAACUCCUCCACGCCCUCUCUGACAAACCCGAGCACAGACCCUUCGAACCCGCAUCCACAGCUGUCCAACCCUACCAAGACCAAGAGUACCAACCGAUCUACUACGUAGCCGAGAGCAUCGAAGACAUGAAGGACAAAUUCCGCAGAUGGGUCAGCGCCAUGUCCCGACCCUUCGAAGUCAGGUUCAACCCUCACACUCAACGCGUCGAAGUUCUGGACACCGUUGAAAAAAUGGAGAGUUUGGUGCACCAACUCAACACCGAGGUGCUCCAUCUGUCCAACGCUAUCAACAAAAUGAAGGCUCCCAGUCUGAGUUAAAUCAACUCUCUCCCUUGUUGCUCGAUCUAGUUAGGUUGUGUUGUUGUAAAGAGAAAAAAAUCUAUUUUCUAGUUUUGUUUUAUUUAUAGUGUUUUUUUCUUCGAUGUAAUAUAUCAAUUUUUUAGUUAAUUUAUGUAAAAAAGAUCGUAGUAUUAGUAUUAUUUAAGUAUUACUUAGUGUUAAGGUUGUUUGAAUUCGUGUGCGAGAUAUUUGCACCCUUUAUGUGAUGAUGUCGUGUCUAAGUACCCUUUUUUAUUGUUUAAAAGACAAAUGGCUCAACGGUUUGCGUUUUUUUAGUCUGAUAUAAACCCCGUUCCUCAUGAAUCAAUGCAUCUUUUUUUGUUUUGAGUUAAUAAUGCAAGUAACACGAAGGUUUUGUGUUUUAAGUUUCUUUUUUGAGGGUUUUGAAGGAGCUGCGCAAACUUAUAGGUCAUGAGUAUAAUUUAUAUUAUUUAUGUAAGUGGCACCCGUGCACUUAAAGCUAUUAUUGUAUAUAAAUCUAUAUUAUUGUGAGUUAGAAGUGUAGAAAAAAUAAAUAAACGUGCAAUCAUGAA
Molecule: messenger RNA, 2376 nt
Organism: Sitophilus oryzae (rice weevil)
Lineage: Eukaryota; Metazoa; Arthropoda; Insecta; Coleoptera; Curculionidae
Gene: ple
Product: tyrosine 3-monooxygenase
Exons: 7
Coding region: 224-1822 (532 amino acids)
Biological process (GO): dopamine biosynthetic process from tyrosine
Cellular component (GO): axon; perikaryon; cytoplasm
Molecular function (GO): tyrosine 3-monooxygenase activity; iron ion binding
Source: RefSeq, a predicted model, not a curated record